Tachyglossus aculeatus (Australian echidna) is the source of this 2636-nucleotide messenger RNA. RefSeq names its product MAPK activated protein kinase 5 (gene MAPKAPK5). Gene Ontology annotation, cellular component: cytoplasm; nucleus. Gene Ontology annotation, molecular function: ATP binding; calmodulin binding; mitogen-activated protein kinase binding. The transcript is spliced from 14 exons. The record is from RefSeq and is a predicted model, not a curated record. Bases 27 to 1448 code for a protein of 473 amino acids. Gene Ontology annotation, biological process: protein autophosphorylation; peptidyl-serine phosphorylation; Ras protein signal transduction. Lineage: Eukaryota; Metazoa; Chordata; Mammalia; Monotremata; Tachyglossidae.
GCCGCGCGCGCCCGCCUCAGCCGAGCAUGUCGCACGGACAGGAGAUGGAGAAAACCAUCAAGGAAACUUCCAUUUUAGAGGAAUACAAUAUUAACUGGACUCAGAAGCUGGGAGCUGGAAUUAGUGGCCCCGUUAGAGUCUGCAUGAAAAAGUCAACGCAAGAACGAUUUGCUCUGAAAAUUCUUCUUGAUCGCCCAAAAGCUAGAAAUGAGGUACGUCUGCACAUGAUGUGUGCAACACAUCCAAAUAUUGUUCAAAUUAUUGAAGUUUAUGCUAACAGUGUGCAGUUCCCUCAUGAAUCCAGUCCCAGGGCUCGACUCCUAAUUGUAAUGGAGAUGAUGGAAGGGGGAGAGCUAUUUCACAGAAUCAGCCAGCACCGGCACUUUACAGAGAAGCAAGCCAGCCAAGUAACAAAGCAGAUAGCUUUGGCUUUGCAGCACUGUCACUCGUUAAACAUUGCACAUAGAGACCUCAAACCUGAGAAUCUGCUCUUCAAGGAUAACUCUCUGGAUGCUCCUGUUAAGUUGUGCGAUUUUGGAUUUGCCAAAAUAGACCAAGGUGACUUGAUGACACCACAGUUCACUCCUUACUACGUAGCUCCUCAGGUAUUGGAGGCACAAAGAAGACAUCAGAAAGAAAAGUCUGGUAUUAUACCUACCUCGCCUACCCCCUACACCUAUAACAAGAGCUGUGACUUGUGGUCCCUGGGGGUGAUUAUUUAUGUGAUGCUGUGCGGAUACCCUCCUUUUUACUCCAAACAUCACAGUCGGACAAUCCCAAAGGACAUGCGGAAAAAGAUCAUGACUGGAAGCUUCGAGUUUCCCGAGGAAGAAUGGAGCCAGAUCUCAGAAAUGGCAAAAGACAUUGUGAGAAAGCUGCUGAAGGUCAAGCCCGAAGAGCGCCUGACUAUUGAGGGGGUGUUGGACCACCCCUGGCUAAACUCAACUGAAGCCCUCGAUAACAUCCUGCCUUCCGCUCAGCUGAUGAUGGACAAGGCAGUGGUUGCUGGAAUCCAACAAGCUCAUGCAGAGCAGCUGGCCAACAUGAGAAUCCAGGACUUGAAAGUCAGCCUCAAACCACUGCACUCUGUCAACAACCCCAUCCUCAGGAAGAGGAAAUUGCUUGGCACUAAGCCAAAGGACAAUGUUUAUAUCCAUGACCCGGAGAAUGGAGCAGAAGACUCCAACGUGGCUUUGGAAAAGCUUCGAGACGUCAUCGCUCAGUGUAUUCUACCCCAGGCUGGUAAAGGUGAGAAUGAAGACGAGAAGCUGAACGAGGUGAUGCAGGAGGCGUGGAAGUACAACCGGGAGUGUAAACUGCUGCGGGACACUCUACAGAGCUUCAGCUGGAACGGCCGCGGAUUCACAGAUAAAGUGGAUCGACUAAAACUAGCGGAAAUCGUGAAACAAGUGAUUGAGGAGCAGACCGCCUCUCAUGAGGCCCAGUAGCUACAGCUUCAGAACAUUUAGGGUUUUUUUUUUUAUAUUUUGAGAAAUGAUUCCUUAACUGUACAGAGUAAUUUUUAUGUAAAUGAAUAAAUCAUAAUUUCAUGAAAUUUCCACACUGCUUGAAAAUGCUGUAUAGGUGUAGAUACAAGAAUCAUCGGUACUGUAAUAUUUUUUUAAAAGAAGCUCAGUUCUUAGAGGUAUAUUAUCACUUAUGCACUGUUCAUUCUGACGUCCUGCAGACAGGACAAGAUCAUGUUGUCAAGAUCCUGUGACUUGUAACCAAACGCAGAAGCCAAUUGCCAGUGAUCUGCCCAUAACCAGCUGCAGUGACCUUUCUAAGUCAGCACUUGAAACAACAACUGUGGAAUGUAACCUUAUAGGCAACUGCGCAUGUCCCUGCCGUCCCGGCCACCCCUGAUAACCAAGGAAGCCCUUUGGGCUUUCAUUCCAUGAUCUGCCCCAGGGACGGCUCUGGCAACGAGCACAUCUCCCACCUUCAUCCUUCCACUUAACGUGCCGCGCGCGCCUGGGCUAGGGUAGUCGUGGUUUGCAGAGUUUGGCUCUCAUUUCUCCCCCUCUUCUUCCUCCUGGGGGGAGGCGGGGAGUGCCACGGUCCCUAAGAUAUUCCCACUUUCGUAACUGCUGUGACAGACUUGGGCUGUCUUAAGAAUCAUUAAGCAGGAAACUCGUUCUCUUUUAUUUAUCCUUUCUGGCCUCUUUCACCCCCUGGACAGCUCUUGGGUUUGUUUUCCCAGACCAAAGGAGGAGCCUGCCUCUCCCUUUUCCCUUGUCCUGUCACUACCACCCUCUUUUUUUCCCUGUUUGCUACUCUUUGCUCCUCCAGCUCUCCACUAUUUCUAAGCCUCUUUCCUGUGAGAAAGCUACUCGUAUUUUGCCCAUUGGUUUCUGAGUUCAUCCAGCCUCGUCUUCAGUGAGUUGUCUUCUGAGAUGCACCCGUACUAUCUCUCUGGGUGAUUCAAGAGACCUCAGUCCUGGGCUGCUUCUUCAGUUGCUACUCUGGUUGGCUUAACCGUGGCUCAGAACACUGCUCUGCUAAUGAAACAUAAACACCGUCUUCUGUGCCUCGUUUCCUCUCCAGAGCAGCCCGAGACUUCUUUGAGGGAAUUGGGAGGGCAGGUCUUGAGAAGCAGCGUGGCCUAUUGGAAAGAACACUGGGCGUGAGAGUCA